This is a messenger RNA of Leopardus geoffroyi (Geoffroy's cat), 1964 nucleotides long. It is a transcript of the gene IL5, whose product is annotated as interleukin 5. The record is from RefSeq and is a predicted model, not a curated record. The transcript is spliced from 4 exons. Lineage: Eukaryota; Metazoa; Chordata; Mammalia; Carnivora; Felidae. Gene Ontology annotation, cellular component: extracellular region. Gene Ontology annotation, molecular function: interleukin-5 receptor binding; growth factor activity. The coding region runs from base 1173 to 1577 and encodes 134 amino acids. Gene Ontology annotation, biological process: immune response.
AAAUAAACGUUAAAAAAAAUUUAAAAAAAAGCAACAGGUUAUAAAUAAUAAUUAGGGUUUCUGACUUCUUAAAAAAAUGGAAUGAUCUAGCAACAGAAGUCCAAGGGUGUUGCAUGGCAACAAUCAGUUGAAGCUGAGUAGACCUGCUGCCUUUAGAAAGGUCCUGCAUGCUGCAGUUUACUGUAGCCUCACCACCUUUGUUGUGUUACACCUUGUGCAUUUCACUAAUUUGCACAGCCAGUUAGUGAUUUGGGUGGGGUGAAGCCUACUUCUAGCUACAGGGAAAGCCAAUCAGUAUAUCCAUAUCUCUAACCACAGUUCAAGGGUGAACCUGUGAUCCUUUGUCACAAGGAAGCUGAAUUCUAGGACUUUUGAUUGAGCAGUCAGAAAGGCACAGUUUGGUUUCUCCUGAUGCUCAGGAACAGGAUACAUACAGAUCCAGGAGAUUUGACAUCAUCUUGGGACCACAGUGGGAGAGCUGCCCAAGAAGGGAGCCAAUGAAAGAUCACAGAGGCAAGCUAGAUAUAAAGGAGCCUCUACCCCGGACCAUUUGGUUGUAUGAUCUAAUAAAUUGCCUUUUAGGUUCAACCAGUUUGAGUUAGGUUUUUGGUCUCUGGCAACAGAAAGGAUCCUAACUUAGACUCCAGUGAACCUGAACCUGCUAAGUUUUGACAGUCUCAGCUCUAAUUACCAUUUUUUCCACCAGUAUUUUGAGUUCCUUUUAAGACAGACCAGUCUAGUAACAAUGGUGAUGGAAUUUAGUCAACCUGAAAAACAUAUUCCCAAUAUUUAUACAUUUUGGCAUUAAACUCAAUGGUGUACAUUAUACCUUUUUUUACACACAUCUUUUAAGAGGAAAUUCAAUCUUCUGAUUUUAAGAAAUGCAAAUGUGGGGCAAUGAUGUAUCACCCAAAGAUUUUCUUUGUAAUAGAAAAUGUUUUUAAAGGGGGAAAAUAGGGAUUUUUAUUAUUAUUAAAAGAUAAAAGUAAAAUUAUUUUUAAGAAACAAGGCAUUGGAAACAUUUAGUUUCAUGAUAUGCCAUUGUUAGGCAUUCCCUAUCUGAUUGUUAGAAAUUAUUCAUUUCCUCAAAGAUAGAGAAUAAAUUGGUUGAGGAUGCAAUCUUGUACUAUGCACUUUCUUUGCCCAAAGCAAACACUGAGCAUUUGAGAGCCAUGAGAAUGCUUCUGCAUUUGAGUUUGCUAGCUCUUGGGGCUGCCUAUGUUUCUGCCAUUGCUGUACAAAGUCCCAUGAAUAGGCUGGUGGCAGAGACCUUGGCACUGCUCUCCACUCAUCGAACUCUACUGAUAGGCGACGGGAACCUGAUGAUUCCUACUCCUGAACAUAACAAUCACCAACUGUGCAUUGAAGAAGUCUUUCAGGGUAUAGACACAUUAAAGAAUCGCACUGUACCGGGGGAUGCUGUGGAAAAGCUUUUCCGAAACUUGUCUUUAAUAAAAGAACACAUAGACCUCCAAAAAAAAAAGUGUGGAGGAGAAAGAUGGAGAGUAAAAAAGUUCCUAGACUACCUGCAAGUGUUUCUUGGUGUAAUAAACACUGAGUGGACAAUGGAAAGUUGAGAUGAAACUGGCUUAUUGCAGUGAAAGAUUCUGGAGGAGAAGAAGAAUGUUAUUUUUUGCAAUGAGAAUGAGGCCCAACCAAGGGUCAGUGUAAUUCAACUUCAGAUGCAAAGCAAUUUUUCAGGCAUACUGCUACUUUGCUGCCUCACAUAGGCAGAAAGGAUAAAAAUAAAAUAUUUGAGAUAUAUUUCAGAUGUCAGAAUCAUCGAAGUCUUUUCCUCCAGUGUGCUCCAGGCAAAAUAAAUAUGUACUUCAAUCUUAUUUAACACAACAUUCUGUAAAAUGUCUAUUAACUUAAUAUUUAUGUAUGAAAUGAUUGAGAAUUUCAUAAAUCAGUAUUUAUUUCAUGUUGGGCUAUGUUCCAAUAAAACAAAAAUAAACAACUGA